Molecule: messenger RNA, 363 nt
Organism: Xyrichtys novacula (pearly razorfish)
Lineage: Eukaryota; Metazoa; Chordata; Actinopteri; Labriformes; Labridae
Source: the annotation of a GenBank genome assembly
AUGUCAAAGUUGCCAGAAAGUCUUCUGACCAGAAUCCUACAGACUGAUGCUGCAGGCAUUCGAACCAGCAACCUCUCACACAACACAGUGUUUGCAGGUUUAGAACACCAAAAGUGUCCAAGUGUGUUGGUGUUCAGGUUUGCUGCUAGCGUCUGCACCCUCUCAUACGAGUUCAGAACUUUGAGGCUAAACGACGAUGUUGGAGAGAAAUUCAAAAGAAUGGAAAACCUGACGGAAACUGUCAAAUCCCUGAAGACUACAUUCAAGGAUUGUAACAGACACGGAACAAGAACAGUUGUCUUACUUGAACCGUUUCCCGUUAAGGUCACACUUACUGGGAAUGUCGUAAUAAUGUUGUAUUGA